Gallus gallus (chicken) is the source of this 4250-nucleotide messenger RNA. RefSeq names its product adenylate cyclase type 6-like (gene ADCY6). Gene Ontology annotation, molecular function: adenylate cyclase activity. The coding region runs from base 247 to 3588 and encodes 1113 amino acids. Gene Ontology annotation, biological process: intracellular signal transduction; adenylate cyclase-activating G protein-coupled receptor signaling pathway; adenylate cyclase-inhibiting G protein-coupled receptor signaling pathway. NCBI's taxonomy places the organism in Eukaryota, Metazoa, Chordata, Aves, Galliformes, Phasianidae. The transcript is spliced from 22 exons. Gene Ontology annotation, cellular component: plasma membrane. The record is from RefSeq and is a predicted model, not a curated record.
ACUCCCGCGCGUGUGCCCGCACCGAGCGCUCCGCCCGCGCCUCCCCCGCAGCACCGGACCCCCCCGCGCCGGACCGGGCCGCACCGCACCGCACCGCCGCUGCGCCUUUAAGGCCGCGACCGGGAGCGCCCGGGAGAGGAUCCGGGCGGAGGGCGGUGCGGGGCGGUGCGGGCGGACCGGGACCGGCGAUGGGGAUCGCGAUGGAGCGGACGGCCGCGUAGCAGAGGGGCGGUGCGGGGCCGGAGCAUGUCGUGGUUCAGCGCCCUCCUGGCCCCCAAAGCGGACGACCGGAAGACGGCGUGGGGGGACCGCAACGGCCCCAAACCGCCGCCCCGCCCCGCCGCGCUCUGCGGCCGCCUCCGCCGCGACGCCCCCCGGGGACCUCCGCGGGCGGACGGCGGAGCGGCGGAGGACGGCGCGGACCCCCCCCGGCCGACGGCGCCGCUCCGCGCCCCGCGGCUCUUCCGCUCCCGGCGUUUCCCGUCGCUCAAACUGGAGCUGCUCUACCAGCGCUACUUCGCUCAGCUCGACCGGCGCCGCCUGGCGGUGCUGCUGGGGCUGCAGGCGCUGCUGUGCGCUCUGCUGCUGGCGCUGCACUGCGCGCCCGGCGCCCCCAACGCGGCGGUGGCGGCGGCGCUGAGCGCGGCGGCGGCGGCGGCGGCGCUGCUGGCGGUGCUGUGCGGGCGGGGCGCGUUCCCGCGGGAGGCGGUGCGCGCUCUGAGCUACGCGGCUCUGGGGCUGCUGGCGGCGGUGCCGCUGCUGGGAGCGGCCGCGGUGGCCCCGCGCGGGGCGGCGGAGGGCGUUUGGUGGGGCGUGCUCUGCAUCUACGCCGCCUACGCGCUGCUGCCCGUGCGCAUGCGCGCCGCCGUGCUGGCCGGGGCGCUGCUGGCCGCGCUGCAGCUCGGCGUCACGUGGCAUCUGUGCGCCGACGAGCCGCUGCUGUGGCGGCAGCUCAGCGCCAACGCCCUCAUCUUCCUCUGCACCAACGUGGUGGGGGUCUGCACCCAUUACCCUGCGGAGGUGGCGCAGCGAAAAGCCUUCCAGGAGACCCGUGGGUACAUCCAGGCACGGCUGCACCUCCAGAGGGAGAACCGGCAGCAGGAGCGGCUGCUGCUGUCGGUGCUGCCCCAACACGUGGCCAUGGAGAUGAAGGAGGACAUCAACACCAAGAAGGAGGACAUGAUGUUCCACAAGAUCUACAUCCAGAAGCACGACAACGUCAGCAUCCUCUUCGCUGACAUCGAGGGCUUCACCAGCCUGGCGUCCCAAUGCACGGCGCAGGAGUUGGUGAUGACGCUCAAUGAGCUCUUCGCACGCUUCGACAAGCUGGCGGCGGAGAACCACUGUCUGCGCAUUAAGAUCCUGGGCGACUGCUACUACUGCGUGUCGGGGCUGCCGGAGGCGCGGGGGGACCACGCGCACUGCUGCGUGGAGAUGGGGGUGGAUAUGAUUGAGGCCAUCUCGUUGGUGCGCGAGGUGACGGGUGUGAACGUGAAUAUGCGCGUGGGGAUCCACAGCGGCCGCGUGCACUGCGGGGUGUUGGGGCUGCGCAAAUGGCAGUUCGACGUGUGGUCCAACGACGUCACUUUGGCCAACCACAUGGAGGCGGGGGGCAAAGCGGGGCGGAUCCACAUCACGUGGGCGACGCUGCAGUGCCUGAAUGGGGACUACGAGGUGGAGCCGGGAAACGGCGGGGAGCGGAACGCGUAUCUGAAGGAGCACAACAUCGAAACGUUCCUCGUCGUGGGAUGCAGCCAAAAGCGCAAGGAGGAGAAGGCUCUGCUGGCGAAGCUGCAGCGCAGCCACGCGGGCUCAGCGGAGGCUUUGGUUCCACGUUGGGUCCCCGAGCGCUCCUUCAGCCGCCCCAAAGACUGCAAAGCGUUCCGGCAGAUGGGCAUCGAUGACUCCACCAAGGACAACCGCGGUGCCCAGGAGCCGCUCAACCCCGAGGAUGAGGUGGAUGAGUUCCUGGGCCGCGCCAUCGACGCGCGCAGCAUCGAUCAGCUGCGGAAGGACCACGUGCGGCGCUUCCUGCUCACCUUCCAGAGCCCCGAGCUGGAGAGGAAGUACUCCAAGAAGGUCGAUAACCGCUUUGGGGGUUACGUGGGCUGCGCUCUGCUCGUCUUCUGCUUCAUCUGCUGCGUGCAGCUCAUCAUCUUCCCCCUCUCCCCGCUGAUGAUCGGUGCCUACAUCGGAGCCUUCCUCCUCCUCUCCUCCAUCCUCUUCAUCUGCGCCGUGCAUUCGUGCAUCAACCUGUUCCCCCCGGUGCUGCAGCGCCUCUCCCGCUCCAUCGUCCGCUCCCGGUCCCGCAGCACCGCCACCGCCGUCCUCGUCGUCAUCAUCGUCUUCAUCACCGCCUUCAUCAACAUGUUCUCCUGCAGUCGGGUACCGCUGCGGGACUGCGCUGCGCGCGCCCUCAAUGUCAGCCCCACAGCUGUGGGGCCGUGUGAGCUGCGCGCCCUCAACAUCUCCCUGGGGGCCCCCCCGGGGCUGUGCCGGCCGCAGGGGGGGGGCUGCGACUUCCCUGAGUACGUGACGCUCAGCGUGGUGCUCAGCCUCCUGGCGGCCGCCGCCUUCCUGCAGCUGAGCAGCGCCGGGAAGCUGCUGCUGGGGGCGGCGCUGGGGGGCGCAUACCUGGCGCUGGCGGAGGGACCCCACGCGGCGCUCUUCGACAACGCCGAUCUGCUGCUGUUGGCGCACGCGCUACCCUCCUUCAACGCCACCCAGGGGGAAUGCCCGGUGGAGGGGAAGGUGGCUCUGCGUUACGUCACCCCCGUGGUGUUGGGGGUCUUCGCCCUGGCGCUGUACCUCCACGCACAGCAGGUGGAGUCCACCGCGCGCCUCGACUUCCUCUGGAAGCUGCAGGCGACGGGCGAGAAGGAGGAGAUGGAGGAGCUGCAGGCGUACAACCGGCGGCUGCUGCACAACAUCCUCCCCAAAGACGUGGCUGCGCAUUUCCUGGCGCGGGAGCGGCGCAACGAUGAGCUCUACUACCAGUCCUGUGAGUGCGUGGCCGUUAUGUUCGCCUCCAUCAGCAACUUCUCCGAGUUCUACGUGGAGUUGGAGGCCAACAAUGAGGGCGUGGAGUGCCUGCGGCUGCUCAACGAGAUCAUCGCCGACUUCGAUGAGAUCAUCAGCGAGCAGAAAUACCGGCAGCUGGAGAAGAUCAAAACCAUCGGCAGCACUUACAUGGCAGCCUCGGGGCUCAACGCCGCCACCUACGACCGCGAGGGCCGCAGCCACAUCGCCGCGCUGGCCGACUACGCCAUGCAGCUGAUGGAGCAGAUGAAGUACAUCAACGAGCACUCCUUCAACAACUUCCAGAUGAAGAUCGGUCUCAACAUGGGCCCGGUGGUGGCGGGGGUGAUCGGGGCACGCAAACCCCAAUACGACAUUUGGGGCAACACCGUCAACGUCUCCAGCCGGAUGGACAGCACCGGCGUGCCCGACCGCAUCCAGGUGACCACAGACCUGUACCAGGUGCUGGCAGCCAAGGGCUACGUGCUGGAGUGCCGCGGGGUGGUGAAGGUCAAAGGCAAAGGGGAGAUGACCACCUACUUCCUGAACGCCGGCCCUGGGGGCAGUUAGGGGUCGCCCCCCCCGCCUCACCCCCCCAUGGGGAACCCACCCCCCCUUCCCCUCAGCUCCAGGGGUGGGGUGAGAAGGAGGAACCCAAAACCCCAUUGAAAGAACGGGGGGAAGGGGGGGGGUCUAAAAGGGAGAAAUGGACACAAGGGAGGGGGUUGGGGGGGGCUGUCGUGUGCCCCCCCCUCCUCAAGCAAUGUUUGGGGCUGAGGGGUGUGUGUGUGGGGGGGGAGGGCAGGGUGCAGCCUCCCCCCCCACCUCAUUUGAUGACCCCCCCCCCCGUGCCAAAGAGGGGAGGGGGAGAUGGGGAACCCCCCCCCCCCAAGGAUUUGGGGCCCCCCCCCCGCCCCUCCUGUGCCAAACAUAAGUGCCCACUCUCCCCCCCUCGGGGGGGGGGGCGUAGCAGAGCAAUGGGGGCCCGUCCCCGCCCCCCCCCCGGGACCCCCACCCACGGGGAGGCGUGGGGGGGCUCCUCCUUUUAAAUGCAAAAAAGAAAAGAAUGAAGUGUCUUUUUUUUUCUUCCCUCUCCUUUUUCUUUUUUUAAGCAGCUCGGGGGGGGGCGGUCACCCCCUCCUCCCCCCCCCGCGGUACGCACUUCCACCCCCAUUCCCCCCCCCCCCCCCCCCAUUCAUGUACAGAUAAAUUAUAUAAACGCGCUUUGAUAC